Messenger RNA from Rotaria sordida, 1449 nucleotides. The record is from the annotation of a GenBank genome assembly. NCBI's taxonomy places the organism in Eukaryota, Metazoa, Rotifera, Eurotatoria, Philodinida, Philodinidae.
AUGGUAAUUAUUACUUCAAAUGAAGAUCUUAUUCAUCAAAUAUGUUUGAAUAAAACAGAAAACACUCGUAUCAUUGAUUUGAAUGAAAGCAAUUCAACUAGUUCUUCAAUAUCUAAUAAUAACAAUGGUUUACUUGAUCUCACUUUUCUUGCUGAAUUUUCUGAACUUAAUGCAACAAAUGAUCAAAUAUACAAAGGAGUUCUCGAUUCUCGUCAAUAUAGUCGAUCAAAAGUAUUAAAAAGGUCGAAAAAAGAAAGCAAUCUUAUUUGUGUUAUUUGUGAAGAUGAUGCUAUUGGCUUCAAUUACGAUGUUCUUACAUGUGCAUCAUGUAAAGCAUUUUUUCGUCGAAAUGCUCAACAUAAUUUGGAAAAAAUUCGUUGUCGAACAGGACAAAAUAGAUGUCCAAUAUCUCAUAAUAAUUAUCGUAAAUGUCAACGAUGUCGAUUAGAAAAAUGUUUUGCUAUGGGUAUGAGAAAAGACUUUAUAUUGAGUGAAGAAGAAAAACAAAAACGACGCGAACGUCUUGAAGGGAAUCGACAAUUGGUAAAUGAACGUCAAUCCUCUACAGAAUCGAUUUCUUCAUCAACAAAUCAAUAUAUUUCAGAAUCACUUUCUGAAAUCGAUCGUCUUUUAAUGGAUACAGACGACGACAAUCCUGUUAAUGAUGAUAAAACCGAUUUAGAUGAAAAACAAAAUAUAUCAUAUGAGAGUAUAUCAAUGAAAGAUUGGUCGGACAUUGAAAGUAUUAGAACAAGUUAUUUAUCAAUAUUUCAAAAUCAAAAUUUGUUAUGUCGUUCAUUUGAUACAUCUGAUCGUAAUUCAGCUUUAAUAUCUUGGUCACAGUUUGCAAGUCAAACUGCUUUGCAAUUAAUUCAUUUUUUUCAACAAAUUGACGAAUUUGAAAGUCUAAAUAUUGAUGAUCGAUUUACAUUGACAAAAUAUAAUCUUCUUCCUCUAUAUAUGAUACAAAAAUGUUUUAAUUAUAAUCCAUUAACAGGAACAUUUAUCAAUAGAAGAAAUGAAGAUGUUUUAAAACGUCGUCAAUUUUUUGCAUUAUGCUAUGGAACAGGUGGUAUUCGUGAGAAAUUUAUGAAUAUGAUUCGUUCUUUGUCAAAAGUAACUGAACAAGAUUCAGUUCUACUAAAUCUUCUUCUUGUAAUAUUAUUAUUUUCGAAAGGUUUAUCAAUGAGUGAAAAUGAACCUGCUUUGAAUGAUGAAAUUGCUGUUAAUCGAGCUCAAUCUCAUUAUAUAAAAUUGACUUGGAAUUAUUUAGUAUAUAAAUUAGGUGAAAAGAAUACUUCAAAAAAAUUUAUACAAAUAUUAACUGAAAUUGAAAGACUUCAAUCAUUUACAAAAUAUUUUCGUGAAUUUUUUCUUACACAAACCAAAUCAAAAGAUACAUUAGAACGUUUUGCACCACUUAUACAAGCUGUUUUGAAUAUUAACUAA